Messenger RNA from Lactuca saligna, 672 nucleotides. Lineage: Eukaryota; Viridiplantae; Streptophyta; Magnoliopsida; Asterales; Asteraceae. The record is from the annotation of a GenBank genome assembly.
AUGGAGUCUAAGGUUAUUGUUGCUGAAGAAGAAGAGUGGGUUGAUGAUGAAGAAUCAUCAGAUGAAGAGGUAGCCUUUCCUCCUCCACAAAUCAACGUGCAAGUUGUCUUCGUUGUUCUUCCCAUCAGAGGUCCACUGAAAGUUGAUCAUAUUUCCAAGAGAUAUUGCCCAUUACUUUUCCGCAAUUCAUCUCCCCGUCCUCCCACCCCCGCUGCAAGUUCAAGGUGGGGUAGAUUUCCAUGUUCUUGUGCCACCUACAAAUGUUUUGCUGGGGCAUCAUCACCUGUUGUUGCCACUAAUGCUGGUAGUACAUAUUGGUUAGGUCAUGGUCAAGGGCAGGGGUUAAAACCUUCAAGUAUACCAUGGGAAAGGGGUGAUCUUUUAAGGCGAUUGUCUACAUUUCAGCUUGCAAAUUGGUUUGGAAAGCCUAAGGUUGCUAGUUCUCUUUCCUAUGCAAGAAGAGGUUGGGUGAACGUGGAUAUUAAUAAGAUUGAAUAUCUUGGAGAAGAAUUUUCCAAUCAACUUGAUGAAGGGCAUAAACUAGUAGCUAAAACAGAGUCUCAUCAGGUUCUUAAACCCACAGAAGUCCACUCCAAGAUCCCCAUCAAUGUGGAUCAACUUGUAGGUUUAUCCAAACUCAUUUUAGGGGACUCAAUCGGUGACAAGCCAUAG